GCUGUGCUGACUUACCCCUACAGCCUAUCACCAAAAGCGUGACUUUGCACUGGAAGGAUCACUGCAACACAUGGCAUUGAGCAUUGCCGCGGGAGUGCAGGAGUAUGUCCAGGCCAUGGUGGACCGAAUCUCUGGAAUGAAGGUCCUGAUCCUCGAUGAGGAGACCAUAGGCAUUAUCAGCAUUGUCUACUCGCAGAGCGACAUCCUGAAGCAUGAGGUCUUCCUGGUGGAGCGCAUCGAUGCAGAUUCUUUUGCAUCUCAGGAAAAGAUGCGGCACAUGAAUGCUGUGUGCUUCCUUAGGCCCACGAACAAAAACUUCCUGAAGCUUUCGCAGGAGCUGAAGAAUCCCAAGUACAAUGAGUAUCAUCUCUUUUUCACCAACGUGGUGCCACACGUGCGCUUGGACCCUUUGGCGUCCUGCGACGAGUACGAGCUUGUCAAGCAGGUGCAAGAGUUCUUUGCGGAUGUUUAUGCCGUGAACCACGACCUCUUCUCCUUAAAUUUGCCAUCUACAGUCCGCCUGACCGAGGAUCAUCACUGCUGGAGUCCCUACGAGGAAAGUGUCUUCGAACGGAUCAUCGAGGGUCUCCUAGCCACUUGCCUUACGCUGCGCAUGUUGCCGGCCAUUCGCUACACCGGCGCGUGCGAGCUUACGAGGCAACUUGCUCAUCGCCUGGAGUCAAGAAUCCAUGAAGAGCAGAGCCUCUUUGAAGGGAUUGUCAAGUCGCAACAAAAGGGAGAAUCCACUCCUGUUCUGUUGCUGUUUGACCGAAGGAACGACCCAGUUACGCCGUUGCUACAGCAAUGGACCUACCAGGCCAUGGUCCAUGAGCUCCUGGGGAUGACCAACAACAUGGUCGACCUCAAAAAGGUUUCAAAGGACAUCAACCGGGAGUUGGAGACCAUUGUGAUGUCUCCGUUGCAGGACCAGUUCUUCAACGACAACUUGUUUUCCAACUUUGGAGACCUUGGACAAAAUAUCCGCAAGUAUGUCGAGAAGUAUCAGAAUGACACCAAGAACACUGCCCGCAUCGAAUCUAUUGAGGAGAUGCAGCGGUUUGUGGAUGAGUACCCAGAGUUUAGACGUUUGUCAGGAAACGUGUCAAAGCACGUCAAUGUAGUCAGCGAGUUGUCAGCUCUGAUUGAAGCACAUGGACUCUUGGAGGCCUCUCAGCUGGAGCAAGACAUCGCGUGCACGGAAAAUCGCCAGGAGCAUUUCCGCACCUUGGUGGACUUGUUGAAGAACUCCAAGAUCACCACCGUGGAAGGACUCCGCUUGGUCCUGCUCUUCGCUUUGAGGUAUGAGCAGGAGUACAACUCCAUUGCACAGCUCAAGGAUCAGCUGCGUAUCAAGAAGGUUGGCGAUGAUCAAAUAGGACUCAUCGACAAGCUGCUUCGGUAUGCUGGAUCGCAAGUUCGGAGCAGCGAUCUGUUCCAAAACAAAUCUUUCCUUCAGAUUGCCAAGAGCACCUUGACAAACAGCUUCAAGGGUGUGGAAAACGUCUACACUCAGCACAAGACCCAUUUGUCAACGGUGGUGGAGUCUUUGAUGAAGGGCCGCCUGAAAGAGACCAGCUAUCCCUACAUGCAGAGCAAGGUCUCUGGCACAGCAGCAAAAGACCCUCCGAGACGAGCUGUGGUGUUUGUGGUUGGCGGUUGCACAUACGAAGAGGCACGAGACAUCGCCGAGCUCAACAAGAUGGCUGACGGCGCUUUCAGGUCGUAG
Cladocopium goreaui is the source of this 1726-nucleotide messenger RNA. Lineage: Eukaryota; Dinophyceae; Suessiales; Symbiodiniaceae. The record is from the annotation of a GenBank genome assembly.